Molecule: messenger RNA, 2097 nt
Organism: Lentinula edodes (shiitake mushroom)
Lineage: Eukaryota; Fungi; Basidiomycota; Agaricomycetes; Agaricales; Omphalotaceae
Exons: 11
Coding region: 1-2097 (698 amino acids)
Biological process (GO): autophagosome assembly; piecemeal microautophagy of the nucleus; protein modification by small protein conjugation
Cellular component (GO): phagophore assembly site; cytoplasm
Molecular function (GO): Atg8 activating enzyme activity; Atg12 activating enzyme activity
Source: RefSeq, a predicted model, not a curated record
AUGACCCCAACCAUUGUACAAUUUACGCCUCUUCCGUCGCUAACACAUCCUUCCUUUUGGCACAAACUGACCGAACAUAAGCUGGAUGUACUCAAGCUCAGCGACGCUGGUGUCGAUAUCACUGCAACUUACCGCGUUGGUAGGCUGAUUGAAGAUCGCGAAGGUGGUCCCGGUGCAUUUGUUGGUGUUGGAGGGAGUCUUGGAGUUGAGGAAGAGAGCUUUGGUCAAGGGCAUUCGUCUCCUGCAAUAGGCUCAGCAGUUGCGAAAGGUGUCGUAAAGAACUAUAACACUAUUGAGGAUUUCAAGGCUGCGGACAAGUCGAAAUUAUUCAACGAAGCAGCGGACAAGAUCUGGACAUCGAUCCAAACAGCGCGUUCUACUACACUGCUUAAUUCGUUUCUCCUCAUUACCUAUGCCGAUCUGAAGAAAUAUAGGUAUUACUACUGGUUUGCUUUUCCAGCCUUUACUAGUACCCCUGCUUGGCAUAUCGACGCGAAUCUAGGUUGGAUCAGCGCAGGAACAGCUGAAUCAACGUAUUCCAAGGAGCAGAUGAAGGUCAUCUAUGAUCAACUGCAUUCACUGGAGCAACAAUCCGCGUACUUCCUCAUAAGAUCGUCUGGCUCCAAUGAGAUCAACGUCGUUGCAAUCGAAGACUACAGUCCCGACACAGACACAAUUGAGACUACCACAAUUGGCUUCAUAGAUCCAUCAGCACAACCUCAGAACCCUGGGUGGCCUCUUCGUAACCUCCUUGCCUAUUUCAGAGCUCUCUAUCCGCAGUCCACUUCCAAGUUAAGAAUACUCUCCUGGAGAGACGCGGAAUUCCCAAGAGGUGAAGAAGGGUGGAAGAGUCGAGUCGGAGUAAUCUUUAUAGGGCCUGAUGGCGUGUCAACCGAAGAAAGCGAUGCAAAAACGCGUCCAAAUGCUGUAGGAUGGGAGAAGAAUGUACAAGGAAAGUUAGGCCCUAGGAUGGCGGACCUCGCUCCCAUGAUGGAUCCUGUCAGGCUGGCGAACCAAGCGGUGGAUCUUAAUCUGAAACUCAUGCGAUGGAGGAUCCUCCCAGAGCUAAAUUUGGAAAAGAUUUCAGAGACAAAAUGCUUGCUCCUGGGCGCAGGCACGCUGGGGUGUUAUGUUGCAAGAUGUCUGAUGGGAUGGGGUGUGCGCACUAUAACAUUUGUCGACUCUUCGAAGGUUUCGUUCUCGAACCCAGUUAGACAACCACUAUUCAAGUUUGAGGAUUGUCUGAACGGAGGGAAGCCAAAGGCUGAAUGCGCAGCGGAACGGUUGAAGGAGGUCUGGCCCGGGAUCAACACUACAGGGUAUACGUUAUCCAUUCCAAUGCCUGGACAUCCAAUUCCUGCCUCGCCACCGUCAGUGCUAGAGCAGACAAAGAAAGAUGUUGCCAAGUUGGAGGAGCUCAUCGAAAGUCACGAUGCUGUGUAUCUGUUAAUGGAUUCGAGGGAGAGUCGUUGGCUUCCUACUGUGAUUGCCCGAGCGAAGGACAAGCUUGUCAUGAAUGCCGCUCUGGGAUUCGAUACUUUCUUGGUAAUGCGACAUGGAGCUCGACCUGAAUCAGGUUCCAAGAAACAUCUGGGAUGUUAUUACUGCAACGAUAUUGUUGCACCCGCAGAUUCGUUGACUGAUAGAACAUUGGAUCAAAUGUGCACUGUGACUCGUCCAGGCUUAGCUUCGAUGGCAGCAUCGACGGCUGUGGAAUUAAUGAUGAGUGUGCUACAACAUCCCCAAGGUAUCCGUGCCCCAGCCCCUCAUCCUUCAUCAGCCAAUGCUACAGAUAACCAAUUCGAUGAGCACGGAGAAGGUACAAGUGUUCUAGGACUGGUACCCCAUCAAUUGAGAGGUUAUCUUGCGCAAUUCCGAAAUUUACACAUCGUAGGGGCGGCUUACGACAGGUGUACAGGGUGUAGCGAAACGGUGCUCAAAGCAUAUGAAUCCCAAGGAUUUGACAUGAUGAUGAACGCGUUUAAUGACUCCAAAUAUCUCGAGAGGUUAACAGGUUUAGACAAGCUUUACGAAGACGGGGAAAAGGCACUUGAAGAUGUAGAAUGGAUCGAAGGUGAUGAUGAGGACGAUUUCUGA